CUUACCGCAGCCGAGCUCCGGUGCAUCUCAUACCACCCGCGCAGUUCAAGUUGAACUUCCAUGUCUCGUGGCCGUACUUCCGCCGCUCUUCCCUUUUCGGAAUUACCCGUUACCGGUCGCCGACAUGAUCUGAAGGACCGGUGAAGUGUUAAAUAAAAAAAACAGAUCCGGUGAUUACUGUACCUGUUAUUGUGUUUGUGCACUCAUUUUAUUACUCGUUAUCGCGUGUGCAUUAUUUGUUUAUAUAUAGAAAAAUCACUGGGAUUUUGUUACUUAUAAACGGGUGUCACCAUGCCAUGGAUGAUAGUAGUGAUUUUGUUGACACUUCUGGACACACUAUCGUCAGAGGUGUCAUGCAUUCGCCUGGCCGAUAUCUAUUGGAACGCCACCAACCCAAUGUUCAGAAUCGACAACACAGAUCACAUCAUUGAUGUGAACAAGAACAAUGGACCGUUCGAAUAUGAUCAAGUGAACAUCAUUUGUCCUGUUUAUUCACGUUCAAAUCCGGGUACUUCAACGAGUACAGAAGGCAAUGAAGAUGAAGAGCAGUAUAUCAUUUAUAAUGUAUCGAAAGAAGAAUAUGAUUCUUGCAGAAUAACGAAUCCUAAUCCGCGUAUCAUAGCGGUCUGUGAUAAACCUAAUCAGCUUAUGUACUUCACUAUCACUUUCAGAUCAUUCACACCUCAACCUGGAGGUUUAGAAUUUCUCCCUGGACAUGACUACUACUUCGUCUCGACAUCUACUGGUGAGCCAGAAGGUCUUCAUCAAAGAGUAGGAGGUCGUUGUGCUACCCACAAUAUGAAAGUAAUCUUCAAAGUUUGCUGCGGUCCUUCAAAAGGUGAUGCUGCCACAGGAGGCUCUUCCAGCCACCAAACUUCUAAAGUGAAUGUUUCGGUGCCGGUAUCUGUUGCCCCGAAUGUUCACAACACUUCAUCUCGACCAAUGGAAAACAAUCCUUUCGAUACAAACCAAAUUUUCUAUCCAGCCAUUGUACCUUCAUCUACUUACUCCACAGCAGUUCCAAGAGGAAUACGCCCUGUACCAACUUCUAGGAGACCACGGCCACCAUACUACCAGAGACCCUACGAAAUACCCAUUGAAGAUGAGAUGGACAGGUCGCCAUCCUCUGACAAAAGUAAAGAAGAGGUUGAAAAACCGAAAAGGGAACAAGCAAAGAAUGAAGAGCUAGUGAAUUCAGCCCCUGCUACUCUAAGGUGGCUCAGUCCCCUAGGAGCUUAUUACUGUUUUGUUGCCUGCUUAAUUUGUCAACUUUUAGUUGGACUACAGUAUAGGUGAAUGUACUCACGUGGACCAUCCGCGAUUCGUGGACCAGUCACUACUACAUCCCCAGUCGCACUUUGUGGAUCCAAAUUUUCAUGCAAGGAGACCUCGCGGAGAUCUAGUUACUUGUGGACAAUGAAUGUGUUACUUGUGCGUGUGUCUUCUUGGCGAUGCCAUUCGUCGCUACAUCCGGUGUGUUUACAAAAAAGGAAAACAAAAAUAAAAAAGAGACUAAUUUUAUUUUGUGUCCUCGAUGUGCAUGGUUCAAGAGCUGAAAAAUAAGUCUCUUUUUGAGUCUUUUUAUUCUUGUAAAGAAAGACUAUUCAACAAUAUUCGCGGACACCUUUGGACUAUCCAUCAAGAUCCGCGAACAUCUGUGUUUAUUGUUUGUGUGUGUGUGUUGUGUAAAAAGUGCCAUCGGGUGAUGACUGCCUUCAACAAAGCUCGGAUACUUAAUUUGUUGUUAUAUGUUUCGUUUUUUGUUUUAAUUUUUAUCUGACCAGACCGCGGCCAGCCGAAUUGAUUAAGUUCCAAAUGUACUUGCCGAGCUUCUCCUUGAACAACAACCUGAUGUCAUCUCGCAUCACGAUGGUAUUAAUUUGCUGAGCUUAAAAAAAAUACCUUUAGGACUUUGACAGCACGCCUAGCGGAGUAGUUCCAUUUGAUUUCGUUUGUCUAGAAUUCUCUCGUACUAGCUCGCACACAUUUAUUAUUUAUUAAAGCUUUUACCGUGAUUAAAGUUCUAAAUCUGAAAAGAUAAUUAUUCUGAAUUAUUUUGGGAGCUUUUAUGCUUAGUUGUUUAAAUAAGAUAAUGCAUUUUAUAAAAUUAAUUAUUCGGAAAAUAAGUUUUUUUAUGCUAUCUUGAGCCCAUUUGGAAAGUACUAAUCAAUGACUUAAGUUCACUUAAGUAAUGUUAAGUAAUGACUUCAGUUCAUGAUAGCAAAUUAAAACAGAGAACUCAGUGCCGGACCUCUUAUGAUCAGGACCUCCCUGUGCAUAACACAAAAAAUCAUAAUAGCUGUUCUCGCUUAUUUCCAUUCUGGGUGUGAUUCUCUGAGUUUCGUGAACGCCCGGUACACGUCCUUUUUUUAUGGUGUGUUGUUUAGGAGAACUCCUCAGGACAUCAGUCUCGCGUCGUGGCGGCUACUAUGGUUACGAGGAAAAGCCACUUCAAAUAGAUGUUUGUGGUGAAUAAUUUUGUCUUAAUCUUGGCAUAGAUCGGUGAGAGUAAACCUAUCGACACCUUCAUUCCUCCAUUGCAUCCCCAUUAGAAAUGUGCUCUCGCUUGUUACUAUAGCAGCAGACAGUCCUAGACUUUUAGUCUGGGGGAGUUCUCCUUAAAGCCGCACAGUACAGCUUACUUGAGUGAUACUUCUUCUGUUACUUGAGAUUCUAGAAGAGUACCUAAAUCCUUAUUUUAAGGAAGCCAGGCAAAAUUGCUCUGAUUGAGAAAGGAGUUUAUGUCCACGGCUCGUUUAUACAAAUUGCUCUAUAAUUACUGAUCUUAAUAUUUAUAUUUUGAGUCCUCAUCAAAAAUACGGUUGGGAAAAUGUGCACAUUAUGAGUCUCAAGUUAAUAUUCAAACCACAAAAAAAUGUUGUUGAAGCAUUUUAAUAAUCUUUCACUUUAUUGAUAAUGAUUCGUUACGUUUUGUUUUUUAUCACUUAAAUAUUCAUUUGUGAUCCUUAAUUUACAUUACAAAGAGUUUUUACUUUAUUUUUUACAAGAAUAUUAAAAAUAUAUGUUAGAAAUGGUGAUUACGAAACGAAUUGGUAUUUAUUUCAAAUUUCAACAGUUAAAAAACUCACAUUUUUUGAUCAGUUAACAAUUUUUUGAUCCAGAUUGAAAAAGGUAUUCAUUGAAGUGCCUAAUGGAGAAAUAUGAUUUAGGAACGAAUUAUAAUAACGUUUAUGAAACAAUUAUUCUGUCAUAUUUUAAAUAAGGCAUUUUUCGAUGGGGAAAAAAAUCUGAUGUUUAUAAACAUUCUAACUUUUCAAAAGUCUCUUUAGUUUUUUAUUGAAGAAAUUACCUUCGUAAAACUUAUCAAAAUUAGUUCAAAUUUUCUGCCAUUGAUAUUAAAAUAUAAAAAAUGAGCUAGCUAACGAUGAAUAGCCAACUGCAUAUGAGAUAUUGAAUUCUUUUUUAAUAGCAACAACUACGUCAAAUGGAUUAUAUUUACUAACUGCUCAAGAUAGUGUCGGUUCUCGAAUAGUAUUUUUUUUCUUUAUAAUUAUUUUUUUUUUGUCCAACGUACAGGAUGUUUUAUCAUAAAUAUUAAAAUAUAAUUUGGUGCAACUACAAGAGUUCACACUCUAAUAGUGUCGUAGUUAUUUUUGAAUUUUAAGCUACAUAAAAUUCUUCGGUUAUGACGCCAUUUAUCCAAGAUAAGAUAUAAAUUCCGCAUAAACCUAAUAAGAUAUCAAUUCCUCAUAAACCUAAUAAGGUAUCAAUUCCACAUAAACCUAAUGAAAUAUACUAAAUUUCACAUAAACCUAAUAAGAUAUAAAUUCCACAUAAACCUAAUAAGAUAUCAAUGCCACAUAAAGAUUGCCAAUUUCCGAUUUAAAAAAAUCUAGGACUGAUUUUCUUCAUAACUAAAAGCAAAACUUUAUUGUUAUUUGACGCCAAUAAUACUAAUUGUAAAUUAGAAGAUUGCAUUAUUUCCCUAGUUGUCAACUCAAGUCUUUAUAUAUCCUAUCAAACUCUAAAAUUAUUCACUACAAAAUUACUAAAAUUACUUUUGUUUGUUUGGUAUAAAACGUUAGUUCUAUAACACACUAAAUCAGUUAGUUUUAUAACAUAUUGCAUUGAUAACCAGUGUGUUCCAUAAUCACUGCCCUUAAUACUAAAAUCCCGACCUUAGAAUCCUUAUCAAAAAGAUAGUAAAAAAAUACAUAUGUUAGGAUUCGCAAAUUAAUAUUCAAACCCACAAAAAAAUAAACCCGAUUAAAAUUUGACGAGUCAUUUACAAGGAAGACGAGAUUAUAAGCGUCAAGACCUGUUUGAUUGUCUGAUAAACUAUAAGGAGGAAGAAAAACGUAUUAUUUGAAAACACCAUCAGGUUUCAUUCAAAAAUCAGACUGCUUUUGAUGUUUUUAAUCCUGAUUUCCUCAAUAGUUAUUCGUUAAGUUUUUAUUCCGUUUUUACAAUUUACUAAGUUAAGUAAUACAAUGUGCAUAUUUAUUUACUUCAUUUUUGAGAAGGAUUUUUAAAAUAUAUGUUAAAGUCUGUGAUUACAAGACACUUUGUAUUAAUGAGUGCUUAGAAAAGAAAAACGUUGAU
Messenger RNA from Parasteatoda tepidariorum (common house spider), 4563 nucleotides. RefSeq lists its product as uncharacterized. NCBI's taxonomy places the organism in Eukaryota, Metazoa, Arthropoda, Arachnida, Araneae, Theridiidae. Gene Ontology annotation, biological process: axon guidance; ephrin receptor signaling pathway. Gene Ontology annotation, cellular component: plasma membrane. Gene Ontology annotation, molecular function: ephrin receptor binding. The record is from RefSeq and is a predicted model, not a curated record.